Suillus subalutaceus is the source of this 805-nucleotide messenger RNA. RefSeq lists its product as uncharacterized. The transcript has 2 exons. The record is from RefSeq and is a predicted model, not a curated record. Lineage: Eukaryota; Fungi; Basidiomycota; Agaricomycetes; Boletales; Suillaceae. The coding region runs from base 181 to 423 and encodes 80 amino acids.
AGAACGAACGCUUCCUCCGUCGAGCGCCUCAAGUCCUUCAUGGACAAACUCCCUUCAACCUUGUAGAUACAUCUCGCACUGAAGCUAUCCAUAGACCAUAAGAACGAACAUGACUGGACGCAGAAGUUUUGCGAGGACGACAGUAGUUGAACCUCUGUUCAAAUCAAAGGUCGAAGAGCAAUGUGUAUUCACCUACUUCCGCUCUUAACUCCUUCCCAUUUUUUCCUUCUCUGUCAAACUCCCUUCUCCUUGACUAUGUGGGCAAAUAUCUUCCCAAUUUCAGCCCCGCCAUUCAAUGUUCAUCGUCUACAGCAGCAGAACCAUAAAGCAUCAAUACACCCGCACGCACCCGUUCGCUCUCCACGUCCCUUGCUCAGAACAAGAAAAGGUGCACGUAUCAAGCGUAGGCACCAUGUAAGAUAAGGUGCUCCAACUUGUGCGUGCACAGUUGACAAAUCAGCAUGUCAACUGCGUGGAAGGGGAAAGAUCGGUCGACGACUACGGUGUCACAGACAGACAGACAGACAGGCGCCUGGUGCACCCGCUAAGAGUGGCGAGUGACACCGAUCUGUUUGUUCGAUAAGUUCGCCUUUUUUGCCUCUGUUGAUGACGUGUCUUAACGGUUUUCAUGGACGGGAGAUUUUCUGAGCGCUUUGUCAGUACUCGAUCACCACCUUAAAUCUAUGUCGCUGGAUCCAUUAACACGCCCAAAUUUGUUAGUCUGUGCUUUCGCGUUGAUAUCUAGUUCACUGGCUAGUAUACAAAUUAUCGAGGUAUCUUCUGAAUAUAUUCGUGGUCUGUCUAA